Messenger RNA from Adineta ricciae, 558 nucleotides. NCBI's taxonomy places the organism in Eukaryota, Metazoa, Rotifera, Eurotatoria, Adinetida, Adinetidae. The record is from the annotation of a GenBank genome assembly.
AUGGAAUACGCAAGUGUUCAGAAGACAUAUUUAAUAGGUGGUUGGAAGAACAAUCAAUAUAAAAAACUGCGUGAUCAAAUUGAUUCAUUGUGUAGCAAUCCAUCAUCAGUGAUGGAUUACAAAUAUGCAUCAUCUUGCAGUUUUUAUUCGUUUAUUGAUUCCAUUAAAUUAAAUCUUAAUACAUUUAAUCUACCUCAAAAGUCACCAGAUGAUCGAGUAAAAAACGAUGAUGAUGACGAUCCGAAUGAUUAUAUAAUGGAUUGUACAAUUAUCUUUGGUCGAUCAUCGGAUAGCGUUUUGGUAAUUUACCAGUAUGACGGUAGAGAACAUGAAAUGAAUUCUGACAAGCACCAGUCAUUAUUAUUAGGCACAUAUGUUAUCAAUGUCCUAUCACAUGAUAUAAAAGCAUAUUUAUUUGAUGAAGCUGUGAAACAAAUGAUUGAUAAUGUGAACAGUACUUCUAAUGUAUUAAGAUGGGCCAAUGAUCAUUCAAUGGAAAAAUUCCAGCGUUUGUUAUUGCGAGUGAAACCAACACCUAUUCUCAAGGAUGAUGAUUAG